Molecule: messenger RNA, 1687 nt
Organism: Triticum urartu
Lineage: Eukaryota; Viridiplantae; Streptophyta; Magnoliopsida; Poales; Poaceae
Product: auxin-responsive protein SAUR36
Biological process (GO): response to auxin
Source: RefSeq, a predicted model, not a curated record
UCAGCAAAAGCAACAUAAAAGGCUUCUGUAAAAUUUCUCAAAAUCAUAAUAUGGGAGAACGGUAGACCUCAGUUUUGGAUUCUCCUUGAGCCAGGUGGAAUACAAAAUUAACGGACAAACAAAAGCUGCAUAAUAACGCACGGAAGGGGCAGCAAGUUGGUAAAUAUUUUUAUUAUCCAAGAUAUGUUGCUUCAAGCACAAUUAUCGGUAAACAAGAUAGUGUCUCGUACAGCUAUCUUUACAGCUCAACCCACUGUGGUUCUCAGUCACGUACCAAGCUAUCAAAGAUGGCUCCACCAUGUGUGUGUUAGCAACCCAGGCCCAGCUCCCGGUCCAUCGGCAUAUGCUCGGACGUUUCCGGUGCGCAUCGGACACUCCACUAUAAGCAGAAAGCCCACAACAUCCCAAAAGACCGGCCUGAAGGGAGUGUGGCACUCUCCCUUAUAAGGAGCUCCUAGCCUCCUCCCAUAUCCGAGGUGGGACUAAAGUCACAGACGUUGCCCAAGGUCAGGUUCCUGACACCCCACCCCCCUAGGGAAGCCCCCCUUAGGGUGGCGUGGGGCCCAGCUCUGAUACCACUUGUUAGCAACCCAGGCCCAGCUCCCGGUCCAUCGGCAUAUGCUCGGACGUUUCCGGUGCGCAUCGGACACUCCACUAUAAGCAGAAAGCCCACAACAUCCUAAAAGACCGGCCUGAAGGGAGUGUGGCACUCUCCCUUAUAAGAAGUUCCUAGCCUCCUCCCAUAUCCGAGGUGGGACUAAAGUCACUGGCGUUGCCCAAGGUCAGGUUCCUAAAAGUGUGAGAGGCAGUGGUCCUAUGCAUUCAGUCCUUCAAAGUUGCAACCACGUACAGAUAGGAACAUCCCACCAAGGGAGUUCAUGGUCUUGUCCCCUGACGAUUUGCUAUCUGUGAUAGUUGUGGAAACGAAGAUGCAGAUUUCCCACCAGACCUGCCCACUAUAAAUAUAUGAUCAUGGAACAAACCAUCAACACACACACACAGACCGACUUUUUUCUCUGAUUAUUCCAUCUCAGAGUCACAGCCCAUCUCCUUGAAACAAAACAAGCAACCAUGAUCAGCUCCAGGAAGCUAGCUCAACUUUCCAAGAAGUGGCAGGGCAUUGGCGCCAUUGGGCGAAGAAGGUUCGCAAUAUCAGACAAGGAUAUCCACCCAUCAUGCAGCUCAGUUGCAGGCAAGGGCCACUUCGUUGUCUACUCUUCCGACGGGAGGCGGUUCGAGAUCCCCCUGGUGUGCCUCCGCACAACGGUCUUCGAGGAGCUCCUGAGGAUGUCUCAGGAGGAGUUUGGGUUCACAAGCGAUGGGAGGAUCACGCUGCCUUGUGAUACAACAAUGAUGGAGUAUGUGAUGUGUUUGCUAAGGAGAGAGGCCUCCCAAGAUGUUGAGAGGGCACUCCUCAGCUCCAUAGUGACGACUUGCCACCGCCCAAGCAGAGUGAUGCAACCACCCAGCGGACUUAACCAGCAAUUCACUGUGCACAGCUCCUGAAAAACGAAGAUCUGGCAGCUUCUUUCUUUUUUCACCUUCCAUCUUUUUUUUCCCGGACGUACUUUUGGAGCACACUUCUGUGCAGAUUUUUUCCAAUUGUCCCGUGGAUGUACAGAUGGAUGCAUGUAAGAAUAAUCACAUUGUGAUUUCGAAUACAAGGAUCAAGCUUACCACAUUGAAA